AUAUAACUACACUCGAGAAGGCUACACUAGUUGAAAAAGAAUGUGUUUUUAAAAUGACCUAAUACCAAAUAAAAACCUGAGUAGUGUAAGAAAAUAAAUCCUUAGUGCUGAAGUUAAACAGAUCGAAGCAGUAACUAAUCUGAGUCCUCUGUAAAUCCAAGCCAUUUUGAAAUGUCCAGUUUGAAUGUUGUUGCAACCCACUUUCCAACAACAGUUCCUGCUGUCAAGCCAAUCAUGUAGCAAUGGCAAAACAUAAACAAUGGCUGUUAAUAAAUGUGAUAGGGUAAGGGAAUUCCCGCUAGUGAAGUCCGGCCUCGCGACCAGUGGUGGCGUUGUGUUCACUAAGUUGGCGACCUCACUAAGAUGGAAUGGACGCUUGUGGUAGACAUCUUGUUGGAGUCGAACUGCACGUGUGCUCUGAGCUUCACCUCAUAGAGUCAGCCAUUGUCUGCUACACCUGUCAACUAGUCAUAGGUGUAUCAUUGAUUCUAGGGGUGGAGCUUGGUACAUAUAAUGGGCAUGUGCGGAUAACAUAUUUAGUUGAGCCUGAAGAAGGAAAGAGAGAGGGGAGCCAGCUUCAGAACACAGAACCAUGUUCUUGAAUUGUGUUACCAUGGACUAUAACCUGUCUUGUUACUGUUGCAUUAAAUAAUUAAAACCUGUCUCAACAAACCUUUCGAUGCUGUGUUCAACUGGACUCCUUGUUAGCCUGCCUGUUGGAAGUCCACCCCUGCUUUAAAGAGACACUCACCCUUUUCCUUUGUGUUAUAAAUAAAUGUUUUUUUGUCUAUAUUUUUUCUGUGUGUUUCACUGUUCACAAAGUGAACACAAUGUAAAUACGUGUUGGGGCUACGUCCUACAAAUCAAAUACUUGUUUAAUUUUCAUGCUUAUCCUUGGACUAUUUGUCUGUUUGUACUUCCACUCCACACCUGCAGAGCCUCCCACAUUAAGCUUCUUAGGGGAGACUCAGCCUGGACUUCUGAGACUGCCGGCCAUCGGGGGUUGUUGAUGGGUGAUGAGUUGAACCCACACGAUUUUCCUCCCUCACCCCCAGCCAACAUCAACCACUAAUGCAAACCACGUGUGUAUGACUCUCCCUGCAGAAGUGGUGCUUUUAUUAGGUGAACUGCUAAGGAAAUACAGCUUAUAUUCAACCACCUAUCCUCAAGCAGCUACUAAAACUGAAGCAAUUCACUUUUAACCAAUUGGAGCCUUCGGGGAACAAGCUUGAAAAAACUUUCAGUGGAACAGCAGUAGUUCAACUCCAGUUUCUAUCCAACCCCCAGUCGACAGCCUGAAGAAGAUGGAAGUGUCUCACAGCUGCUUGAAAUCAGGAAGGAUCUGGCUGAUUUUGACUUCUUUGGCCUUAUUCCUGGUUAUCUGUGAUGCAAGAUCGAAGGCUUCCAGAGGAGUAGCAGUUCCUUUUGUCUUUGAUCCGAAGGCAAUGUGUGAUCCUCCAUGUCAGCAUGCAGGGCUCUGCAUCAGGAACAGCACCUGCUUCUGCUCCAAAGGCUAUGAGGGGGGACUAUGCCAGUAUGCUAACUGUUAUCCAAAGUGUAAAAAUGGGGGAGAGUGUCUCCGGCCUGGAAAAUGCAGAUGUCUACCGGGAUAUGGAGGAAAAUACUGUCAUAAAGUAUCUUGUGAGGGCGGUUGUUGGAACGGUGGUGAAUGCAUCUCUGUGAACAGCAUUGUGAAGUGUCUUUGUCCCUUUAGCUGGACAGGCUCAAAAUGUCAAGAAGCAAUCUGUCCCCAGGGAUGCAGAAAUGGUGGAAGUUGUGUUGCUCCUGGUAUCUGUAGCUGUCCAGAAGGAUGGGUGGGAGGAGCCUGUCAUAAAGCAAUUUGCCGACAUCCUUGUCUUAAUGGAGGAAAGUGUGUUGCACCAAAUGUCUGUAGGUGCCGUGGCCCUUAUUCUGGAGCGCAGUGCAAAGAGAAGGAGGUACACUGAACACUGAAGCUGUCCAAUCAUUUCAACAAAGCGUUUGUUUGGAAUAGUAAAUAUAAGAAUGACAUAAUGAAUGGAUAGACAUAUAUAAAAAGCAUUGUUAAUUAAACUGAAUUGCU
This is a messenger RNA of Polyodon spathula (Mississippi paddlefish), 2062 nucleotides long. RefSeq names its product von Willebrand factor D and EGF domain-containing protein-like. NCBI's taxonomy places the organism in Eukaryota, Metazoa, Chordata, Actinopteri, Acipenseriformes, Polyodontidae. Gene Ontology annotation, cellular component: cell surface; extracellular region. The transcript has 6 exons. The record is from RefSeq and is a predicted model, not a curated record. Gene Ontology annotation, biological process: anatomical structure development. Gene Ontology annotation, molecular function: signaling receptor binding. The coding region runs from base 1305 to 1946 and encodes 213 amino acids.